GAAACAAGAGAAAAACCCAAACAAAUCAGGUUUUUGUUUCUUUGGGGAUCAUUUCUCCAACGUUCAAUCUGUGGGUCAAGAGAGAGAAGGGCAACAUCAAUGGAGAAUCCACAUGGUCCUGCCAGCUUCUGGACACAAGCAGAUGCACUGCUCAGGAAGAACCUCGUCUUCCAGAAAAGAAGAAAGGCGGCGAAUUGCCGGCUCAUCUUAUUCCCAGUUAUCCUUUGUGCAUUUCUUGUUGUGGUGAGGAAGUUCAUGUCAUUAAGCAGUGGAAAACAACCCAAACCUUUUCCUCGCGGCUAUGUGUGCUCGGAUGAUGAGCUUUACUACAACUUUACCCUAUGUUGGAUUCCUACACCGCAUGAAUACCCUCCAUUGCUGCAGAUACCAGACUCUGAUUAUCGUGCAGUAAGAACUGCUUUUUUUCCAUUUGGAGAUUUGCCUGAUGGGUCAUGCAAGAAGACCAACUCAUGUCCUGUAACUGUUCUUGUUACCGGGAGUAAUAAGUCCCUUGGACUAGAUUUGGCUGGACGGUUUUUCCCAAGAUCUUCCAUUUUAAUUACCUCUGACAUCUUGCAAAGAUUUGCUGAUGGGGUGUUUGGGUCGGUUUCCCAGCCUGGAGAAAAGUCAGGUCCAGAGAUGUAUCUCGAUUCAGCGUUUUUUUCAGAUGAUACUACGACUAUCUAUAACAUUCAACGUCGAUGCCGUCGGAACUCCUCAUCAUUUAUUCCUACGGGAUCCAAGGGAAUGAAAGAAGGUAUAGCUGUAAAAUGCAUCAAGGGUUUACGAUUGUGGCGCAAUGGUUCUUCCGAGAUCAAUGAUGAGAUUUUCAAGGGUUACCCGACCAGGAAUUCGGAAUGGAAGGGCAAUGAGAUAGUAGCAGCCUACGAUUUCUUGAACUCCAACAACAAGAACUUUAAUGUCAGUGUUUGGUACAAGUCUAACAUGAAUGAGGACAAUCAAGCGAAGGCAAGGUCUAUCAUGAGGGUUGCUCGCUCAGUGAAUUUGGUCUCCAAUGCCUACCUCGAGUUUCUUCUUGGGACUAAUUUCAAGAUACACUUUGAGUUUGUCAAAGAAAUGCCCAAGUAUCCCGAUUCAACACGGACUGACGAUAUCAUUUCUAGCUUCUCCACGCUCUUCUUUACAUGGAUUGUUCUACAUCUAAUUCCUGUUAUAAUGACAUAUCUGGUUUAUGAGAAGCAGCAGAACAUUCGAAUUAUGACGAAAAUGCAUGGGCUUGGUGAUGGACCUGAUUUGAUGAUCUCUUACAUUUAUUUCCUCGGCCUAUCUUCAGCUUACAUGUUGGUUUUUUGGGCGUCCUGCUUGUUUCUGGAAUUAGGGUCAUUCAGAGCCCAUGACUAUGAUCUGCAAUUUGUGUUUUUUUUCCUUUAUAUCAACUUGCAAAUUGCACUUUCCUUUCUAGUUGCUCGAAUGUUCUCAAAAGUGAAAACUACUUCAGUUGUAGCAUAUCUUAUCGUCUUUGGAACUGGGCUGGUAGGAAAAUUUUAUCUAGAGCAAAAGGUUGUUGAUCCAUCAUUCUCAAGUAACUUGGUUACUGUAAUGGAGCUGUAUCCUGGUUUGGCUCUGCAUCGUUUGUUUUUUGAGUUUUCAAAUAAAGCCCGCGAAGCAACACUUUCACACAGUAGUGGGAUGUCAUGGGAAGAUCUGAAUGACAGAAGCAAUGGCAUGAAGGAAGUGUUGAUAAUCAUGGUUGCGGAAUGGUUCGUGUGUCUUUUUGUCUCCUACUGUCUUGACAACAAGAGUUCAAUAUUUUGCUUCCGAAGGAAGUCUAAUCCAUUUUCCCAGUCGGCUUUUUUGGAAGAUUUUGAUCGGUUGGAGAAACCUGACAUCGCCCAAGAGAGGGAAAAGGUGGAAGAGUUGCUUGUUCGGCCAGAUAGAAGUUGCUCUGUCAUUUGUGAUAAACUGAGGAAAGUGUAUCCAGGAAUGGAUGGAAAUCCUCGAAAAGUGGCAGUCCAUGGGUUGUCUCUUGCGUUGGCUCGUGGAGAAUGUUUUGGUAUGCUCGGACCAAAUGGUGCAGGGAAAAGCACUUUUAUCAAGAUGAUGAUCGGGCUGACACGGCCUAGCGCUGGGACAGCCUUCGUGGAGGGUCUGAACAUACAGACUGAUAUGAAACAAGUAUAUACCAGCAUGGGUGUUUGUCCACAACAUGACUUACUUUGGGAAACACUUACCGCAAGGGAGCACCUACUUUUUUAUGGUAGGCUCAAGAAUCUCAAAGGUCCCGCCUUACACCGAGCAGUGGAAGAAUCUCUUAGCAGCGUCAAUCUACUUAAUGGAGGGGUUGCUGAUAAGCAAGCUGGUAAAUACAGUGGAGGCAUGAAAAGGAGGCUUAGUGUCGCCAUUUCGCUUAUUGGAGACCCCAAAGUUGUCUACAUGGAUGAGCCGAGUACUGGACUGGAUCCAGCUUCGAGAAUUGAAUUAUGGAAAGUUGUGAUGCGUGCAAAGAAGGAAAGAGCAAUUAUACUCACCACACAUUCCAUGGAUGAGGCUGAACAUCUCUGCGAUCGUUUGGGAAUAUUUGUGGACGGCAGAUUGCAGUGCAUUGGAAACGCAAAACAGUUAAAGGCCCGAUAUGGGGGAUUUUACGUGUUCACCAUUACGACAUCAUCCGAGAAUGAGCAAGAAAUGGAGAGGUUGGUUCGUCAUAUCUCUCCUAGUGCUAACAAGACAUACCACCUAUCAGGAACCCAAAAGUUUGAGCUUCCGAAAAAUGAGGUCAAAAUCGCAGAUAUGUUCGAAGUAGUUGAGGCUGCAAAGAGCAAGUUCAUUGUUCAGGCAUGGGGUAUUGCUGAUACGACCUUGGAGGAUGUCUUCAUCAAGGUCGCAUGUGGGGCAGAGGCAUUCAACGUCACAUGAUCGCUAUAUACAAAGUACGAGGAUGCUACAUACAUAUAAAGUUUGGGAAUCGCAGAUGGGCAUGGCAUGUACGAGUCAUGAGGAACCAAUUGUAUUGAUGGAUGUGAAGGGCCACUCCGAGGCCCCAAGCAUACAAGUGAUCUAAGCCAUUUAUUAAUUAUUAAUAUAUUUUUGUGUUUUCUUAGAGUCCAAUAUCAUGAAUCCUGAAUGAAGAAACGAAACAUGGAUCAAAUAAUUGUAAUUAUCCGAUUAAGAUGAUUUUAUCAUGGCAAUAUAAAAUAUUAUUUUAAAUUUAA
Molecule: messenger RNA, 3173 nt
Organism: Rhododendron vialii
Lineage: Eukaryota; Viridiplantae; Streptophyta; Magnoliopsida; Ericales; Ericaceae
Product: ABC transporter A family member 10-like
Exons: 18
Coding region: 100-2877 (925 amino acids)
Biological process (GO): lipid transport; transmembrane transport
Cellular component (GO): membrane; intracellular membrane-bounded organelle
Molecular function (GO): ABC-type transporter activity; ATP hydrolysis activity; lipid carrier activity
Source: RefSeq, a predicted model, not a curated record